AUGCGUCGCCUCCUCAGGGCCCUGCUGCCGCUACAGCUAGUCGUGCUCGUGGCCACGGGGGCCCCCGAGGCGCCGGUGAACGCACCGCGGAGCCUGGUGUGGGGGCCGGGGCUGCAGGCGGAUGUCGUUCUGCCCGUCCGCUAUUUCUACCUGCAGGCGGUCAACUCGGAGGGCCAAAACCUUACUCGGUCGCCCCCAGGUCAAACGCUGUUCAAAGUGGUAAUCAAAUCUCUUUCACCUAAAGAGUUAGUCCGGAUUCAUGUAUCUAAACCAUUGGACAGGAAUGAUGGAACAUUUUUGAUGAGAUAUAGGAUGUAUGAAAGUGUCAGUGAAGGACUGAAGAUAGAGGUUCUUUAUGGUGAUGAACAUGUAGCUCAGUCUCCCUAUAUUUUGAAAGGACCAGUGUACCAUGAAUACUGUGAGUGUCCAGAAGAGGAUCCUCGGGCCUGGCAGAAAACUCUUUCAUGUCCAACCAAGGAACCGCAGAUUGAGAAAGAUUUUCUUUCCUUCCCCAACAUCAAUCUCCAGCAGAUGCUAAAUGAAGUUCCAGAAAGGUUUGGGGAUGAGAGAGGUGCCAUUGUUCAUUACACGAUUCUCAAUAACCACAUCUACAGGAGAUCUUUAGGGAAAUACACAGACUUCAAAAUGUUCUCUGAUGAGAUUUUGCUGUCAUUGGCAAGAAAGGUCCUUCUCCCUGAUUUAGAAUUUUAUAUUAACAUUGGAGAUUGGCCCUUGGAGCAUCGGAAAGUCAAUGAAACCCCUGGCCCUAUACCUAUCAUUUCAUGGUGUGGCUCUCUAGAUUCAAGAGAUGUUAUCCUUCCAACAUACGACAUCACCCACUCCACACUUGAAGCAAUGAGGGGUGUCACUAAUGAUCUCCUCUCCAUUCAGGGAAAUACAGGGCCUUCCUGGAUCAAUAAAACAGAGAAAGCUUUCUUCAGAGGCAGAGAUAGCCGAGAAGAAAGGCUUCAGUUGGUACAGCUGUCCAAAGAAAAUCCACAGCUACUAGAUGCAGGAAUUACAGGAUAUUUCUUUUUCCAAGAGAAGGAAAAGGAACUUGGAAAAGCAAAGUUGAUGGGUUUCUUUGACUUUUUUAAGUACAAAUAUCAAGUGAACAUGGAUGGGACCGUGGCUGCUUAUAGAUAUCCUUAUCUCAUGCUGGGCGACAGUCUGGUUCUAAAGCAGGACUCACCGUAUUAUGAGCAUUUCUACACAGCACUAAAGCCUUGGAAACAUUAUGUUCCAAUUAAAAGAAAUCUUAGUGAUUUACUAGAGAAAGUUACAUGGGCCAAGGAAAAUGAUGAAGAAGCCAAGAAGAUAGCCAAAGAAGGGCAGUUGACUGCCAGGGAUCUGCUACAGCCACACAGGCUUUACUGCUACUAUUUCAGAGUACUAGAGAAAUAUGCUGAGCGCCAGUCCAGUAAACCUGAAAUACGUGAUGGAAUGGAACUUGUUCUUCAGCCAAAUGAUAACACAUCCAUCUGCCAGUGCCUCCGGAAGAAGCCUUUAAGAGAAGACCUUUAAGUCAACCCUGGUUCACACUGCUAUAUAUGCCAGCCACAUCUUUAAGGGAGGCAUUAAGAUAGAAUCUAAGCUAUGAAGAACAGUACUGAAAACUUUACCCAGUGGACUAGUUCUCUUCGUGACUUUAUAUAACUUGGAUAUAGCAGUAUUAGUGCAAGUAUUAUCAAAUAUCUUUGUAUAUUAAUUUCUUUUGAAUAAGAACUGGCAUCAUCAAUGUCACAGUUUCUCUAAAAAGAAAAUUUGGGGAAUCAUAGAAGAUAAGCUUGCUAAAAUAUAAAUCACCCCCUACGAGAUGAAAUUAUAUUUGUAACUUUAUUUCUAUCCCUUGUUUAUUUUCCCUCUUCCCCUUCCAAUUAUGUAGAGAAUGUAUUUAUAUGAUUUUUUUUUUUAAUUUACUCAUGGCAUGAUUUCUCCUCUUACAGUCUGCUUUUGGCAUUUGGUAAUAGCAGCCUCCUUUGGGAGAGUCUGAUAAGAACAAUCAAAGAUGAGAACGAAUGUUAUUAAAAGUAGCAAUGGAGACUGGGAAGAGGAUAUUUUUUAAAGCACUGCUUAUAUAUUUUUAGCUAAAUUUCACCAGAGCUUCAGAUAAAAAUGAAGGAAAAAUUACACUUUAAGCUAGUAAUUCCCAAUCUGUCUGCCUUAUACACCUGUCAAGGGCAAUGCAGUUAUUAAAGUAGAUGGGAGCAUCUUAUGGGUACCAUUCAUCAUUUAUAUAUUGAAUAGAUAAAAAAUAACUGUAGUUGUGUAGGGAGCUUUAAUUUUUUGUAACCUUUAAAAGGGAACUUUGAAGACCA
Messenger RNA from Trichechus manatus latirostris (Florida manatee), 2318 nucleotides. RefSeq names its product protein O-glucosyltransferase 3 (gene POGLUT3). The coding region runs from base 1 to 1524 and encodes 507 amino acids. The transcript is spliced from 8 exons. Gene Ontology annotation, cellular component: endomembrane system. Gene Ontology annotation, molecular function: glucosyltransferase activity; protein binding. The record is from RefSeq and is a predicted model, not a curated record. NCBI's taxonomy places the organism in Eukaryota, Metazoa, Chordata, Mammalia, Sirenia, Trichechidae.